UUAAAAAUUCCUCUCUUUUAGAGGUUUAAAAAUACUCGAAUUUUAGAUGCUUUAUCACUUGAAUUCCUCUCUUUCCUUCCUCUCCUAUCACUCUUAGUUUGUGCUCUCGUCUUUUUCCUCCGAUCUCGUUCCUUCCUCUCCAAAUCCAUAAAUCAUCUCCUAGAUCCUCUCGCUAAACGAACAAACCCAAGAUCUGAAACCCUUCUCUUUUUUUUGUCUUUUCUUCCCAAAUCGCGUAAUUCUCAGAAGAUUCGAGUUUUGUGGAGAUACCCAGUAGCCAAAGCUCGGAUUUUCAAUCCUCUGAUUUAGGGUUUUAGUGUGUAAUUAUUAUUAGAACCAUGGCGGGUUCGAGUGGGAGUUGGAGAGAUGCGUAUAAGGGAAUGUCAUCUGAUAAUGUAAAGGGUUUAGUAUUGGCUAUUUCCUCGAGCUUAUUCAUUGGUGCCAGUUUUAUCGUCAAGAAGAAAGGUCUCAAGAGAGCUGGUGCUUCUGGUCUCAGGGCAGGUUCUGGAGGUUAUACUUACCUGCUUGAGCCUCUUUGGUGGGUAGGCAUGAUAACGAUGAUUGUUGGUGAAAUUGCUAAUUUUGCUGCUUAUGCCUUUGCCCCUGCCAUUUUAGUUACUCCUCUUGGCGCCCUCAGCAUUAUCAUCAGCGCUGUUCUUGCUCAUGUAAUUUUACGCGAAAAGUUGCAUACUUUCGGGAUCCUUGGUUGUGUCUUAUGUGUUGUUGGGUCGAUAACCAUCGUCUUACAUGCUCCUCAAGAGCAAGAGAUUGAUUCCGUAUUACAAGUAUGGAAUCUUGCAACAGAACCUGCUUUUCUUCUAUACGCUGCAGCAGUGGUAGGAGCAGCCAUUAUACUCAUAAUUCAGGUCAUACCACAGUACGGACAGUCACAUGUCAUGGUCUAUAUCGGUGUUUGUUCUCUGGUUGGAUCAUUAUCGGUCAUGAGCGUUAAAGCACUUGGGAUAGCAUUAAAGCUUACGUUUUCAGGAAUGAAUCAGUUGAUUUAUCCUCAGACAUGGGUCUUCACGCUGAUAGUUCUCACCUGCGUUAUAACACAAAUGAACUAUCUAAACAAGGAUUGGGAUCGACAAGAUGGAACUCAGAUUGUGACAGAGUUAUGUGGGUUUGUGACAAUCCUUUCAGGAACCUUUCUGCUUCACAAGACAAAAGACAUGGUUGAUGGUUCUUCGUCCUCGGGGAAUUUGGUUAUUCGUCUUCCUAAACAUUUGGAAGAAGGUAAUGGAUUUGAGCAAGAAGGGAUCCCACUCACACUCAGACGCCAAGAGUGUACCAAGUCACCAAGGCCUAACCGUCACAUCGUUCAUCCUCAAGAUGGUCCUGAAGCUGUGUAGAGAGAGUGUGAGAGAGAAGGCAGAUUCGAUAUAUAUGUAUGGAUACCACGAGGCUGCAGAGACGGCAUGAAGGACUUGGUUCUUAGAAGAAAGGUGAAGAGAAGAGAAGAGAAGAAAUUAUUGCUAUUACAAAUUUGCAUAGGGAAUUUUUUUUUCACACUUUGAUAACCUCAUUCAUUUGUUUUGGUUUUUUUUGGCUUAAGAUUUGGUGCUGAAGAGAUGUGAAAUGUGUCUACAGAUUUUAUUAACUGUUAUAUAUACGCAGAAAGUUGUACCUUUUCCAAUAUUGUUUUUGUUUAGUAACAGUUUUGUUUUAUCAGCAGCUAAAAGAAUUGUCUGAACUUUGGUUUCGGGAGAUUUUAAACCC
Thlaspi arvense is the source of this 1719-nucleotide messenger RNA. NCBI's taxonomy places the organism in Eukaryota, Viridiplantae, Streptophyta, Magnoliopsida, Brassicales, Brassicaceae. The record is from the annotation of a GenBank genome assembly.